GAUUGCAUAUUAGUUCAUGUGGCAACAUUGGUACAUUUACGAAAAAGUGAUGAAUUAUUCAUGUUAUCGCAUAAAUUAGUCGAUAACCAGCCGGAUCAUGAAUUCACUUGGUAUGCUGUUGGAUGUUAUUAUUAUGUGAUUGGACAGUUCGGUGCUGCUAAAAAUUUUCUCAAUAAAUGUAUAACAAUGAAUUCAUCAUUUGGUGAAGGUUGGCUUGCAUUCGGGCAUGUCUUAUCGGCUGAGUCUGAGCACGAACAAGCUAUGAACUGCUAUCUCAGGGUGUGUUCAUUCUUACGUUUUGUUUUUACAUUGAUAUUUCGGUGUGAGUUCUUUUCAGGAGUCUGCUCUUUUCUCAGCAGAUGA
Molecule: messenger RNA, 363 nt
Organism: Anisakis simplex (herring worm)
Lineage: Eukaryota; Metazoa; Nematoda; Chromadorea; Rhabditida; Anisakidae
Source: the annotation of a GenBank genome assembly